CAACAGCAAAUGCAAAUGGUGGCAGGCAGAGAGAGAGAGAGAGAGAUGUGGCGGCAGUGAAAGUCGCACAGCUGCUCUGCAUUCCUUGGUAAUCGGCAACCGCCAACUGAAACAAUUGUAGCAUAAAAUCCUCAUCCAUUGUUAAUCCUAUAAAACCUUUUCCUCUUCUCUUCUCGUAUAAUUGUCAUAGUAACAAGAACAUGUAUUGAGCAGCGAGCGUUUCGAAAUCGAAACUCGAUAUAUAUAUAUAUAUAUAUAAAUGGCGAUUCAGUUGGAGAACUUAGUGGAGUCGAUAAAGUCGAAGGUAAGAUCUCUGAAGAAGUCGAAGAAGAAACCCUACAUAAAGAUGGACAAGAGCGCUAGCGUGAAAGUGGAGAUUCGCAGCCGCCAGGCCCGCAAGCUCAUCGACAAGACCCUCAAGGUUGCCGAUCGUCCCGGCAAGCGUACUAUUUCCUAAUCUUCUCUCUCUCUCUCUCUCUAGAACUCUCUCUCUCUUUAAAUCUACCUGUGUAGAUAUAGGAAGGCAGGAAGGAGAUGACUGAUUCUGUGUUUGAACACCGAUCUGUAAUCGGUUGGUGUGUGUUGGCGUUUUGGGGGUUUGUAACCGUUUCGGUCUUGAUUUGAAAUGUUCAAAUGAAAAUAAUAAUAUAUUAGUAAUAAGAUUCUCGUAUUAAUCACGGUUUUAUU
This is a messenger RNA of Camellia sinensis, 687 nucleotides long. The record is from RefSeq and is a predicted model, not a curated record. NCBI's taxonomy places the organism in Eukaryota, Viridiplantae, Streptophyta, Magnoliopsida, Ericales, Theaceae.